Globicephala melas (long-finned pilot whale) is the source of this 3710-nucleotide messenger RNA. RefSeq names its product fms related receptor tyrosine kinase 3 (gene FLT3). Gene Ontology annotation, cellular component: signaling receptor complex; plasma membrane. Gene Ontology annotation, biological process: cytokine-mediated signaling pathway; positive regulation of kinase activity; B cell differentiation. Gene Ontology annotation, molecular function: transmembrane receptor protein tyrosine kinase activity; growth factor binding; ATP binding. The record is from RefSeq and is a predicted model, not a curated record. Lineage: Eukaryota; Metazoa; Chordata; Mammalia; Artiodactyla; Delphinidae.
CUCGGGCUGCGGACCACGGUGGGCACGUGGGCUCGGCCGCAGCGCUGCGCCAGACACCGGCGCCCCGGCACAGCCCCUGCCGGUGGGGAGAGGGAUCCUCCCCCCCGUCUACUUUGCACCAGUCCGAGGGAAUUUGCGGUCGGUGACGCGCAUCCUUAAGCGAGCCACCUGCAGCGCGGGGCGCGCCGCUGAGGGCGGCAUCGCAGGGCUGCGCCGGCGCGGCCUGGGGACCCCGGGCUCGGGAGGCCAUGCCGGCGUUGGCGCGCCUCGGCGGCCGGCUGCCGCUGCUCGUUGUUUUUUCCUCAAUGAUAUUUGAGACUAUCAGAAAUCAAGAUCUGCCUGUGAUCAAGUGCGUUUUAAUCAACCAUAGAAACAAUGAUUCAUCAGUGGGGACAUCAUCAUCGAAUCCCUUGGCAUCAGAAUCCCGGGAAGACCUGGACUGUGCCUUGAGGCCCGAGAGCACAGAGGCAGUCUACGAAGCGGCCACCGUGGAGGUGGACGUGACCGCAUCCGUCACACUGCAAGUGCUGGUCACCACCCCGGGGAACAUUUCCUGUCUCUGGGUCUUUAAACACAGCUCCCUGAAUUGCCAGCCACACUUUGAUUUACAAAACAGAGGAGUUGUGUCCAUGGUCAUUUUGAAAAUGACAGAAACCCAGGCUGGAGAAUACCUACUUUUUAUUCAGAGUGAAGCCACCAAUUACACAGUAUUGUUUACAGUGAGUAUAAGAAAUACACUGCUUUACACGUUAAGGAGACCUUACUUUAGAAAAAUGGAAAAUCAGGAUGCCCUGGUCUGCAUCUCGGAGAGCAUUCCAGAACCAACCGUGGAAUGGGUGUUCUGCGAUUCACAGAGUGACAGCUGUAAAGGAGAAAGUCCAGCUGUCAUUACAAAGGAGGCAAGUGUACUCCAUGAGUUAUUUGGAACAGACAUAAGGUGCUGUGCAAGAAAUGAGCUGGGCAGGGAAUGUACGAAACUCUUCACUAUUGAUCUAAACCAAACUCCUCAGACCACACCGCCACAAUUAUUUCUUAAAGUAGGGGAACCCUUAUGGAUAAGGUGCAAAGCUGUUCAUGUGAACCAUGGAUUCGGGCUCAGCUGGGAAUUAGAGAAUAAAGCACUGGAAGAGGGCAGCUACUUUGAGAUGAGUACCUAUUCCACAAACAGAACUAUGGUACGGAUUCUGUUUGCUUUUGUAUCAUCAGUGGGAAGAAACGACACUGGCUAUUACACUUGCUCCUCUUCAGAGCAUCCCAGUAAAUCAGCUUUGGUCACCAUCCUAGAAAAGGGAUUUAUAAACGCUUCCAAAUCAAGUGAAGAUUAUGAAAUUGACCAGUAUGAAGAGUUUUGUUUUUCUGUCAGGUUUAAAGCAUACCCACAAAUCAGAUGUACGUGGACCUUCUCUCGAAAAGCAUUUCCUUGUGAGCAAAGUGGCCUGGAUGACGGGUACAGCAUAUCUAAGUUUUGCAACCAUAAACACCAGCCAGGACAAUAUAUCUUCCAUGCAGAAAAUGAUGACGCCCAGUUCACAAAAAUGUUCACGCUGAAUAUAAGAAGGAAACCUCAAGUGCUCGCCGAGGCGUCGGCAAGUCAGGCUUCUUGCUCCUCUGACGGGUACCCGUUACCGUCUUGGACCUGGAAGAAGUGUUCAGACAAGUCUCCCAACUGCACAGAGGAGAUCACAGAAGGAAUCUGGAAUAGAAAGGCCAACAGAAAAGUAUUUGGACAGUGGAUAUCAAGCAGCACCCUGAACAUGAGCGAGGCCGUCAAAGGGUUCCUGGUGAAGUGCUGUGCAUACAAUUCCCUCGGCACGUCUUGUGAAACAAUCCUUCUAAACUCACCAGGCCCCUUCCCUUUCAUCCAGGACAACAUCUCAUUCUAUGCAACAGUUGGCCUCUGUCUUCCCUUUAUUGCCAUUUUAACCAUGCUAAUUUGUCACAAGUACAAAAAGCAAUUUCGGUACGAAAGCCAGCUACAGAUGGUGCAGGUGACCGGCUCUCUGGAUAAUGAGUACUUCUACAUUGAUUUCAGAGAAUACGAAUAUGAUCUCAAAUGGGAGUUUCCAAGAGAAAAUUUAGAAUUUGGGAAGGUCCUGGGAUCGGGUGCUUUUGGGAAAGUGAUGAAUGCAACCGCCUAUGGAAUCAGUAAGACAGGGGUCUCAAUCCAGGUCGCAGUCAAAAUGCUGAAAGAAAAAGCAGACAGCUCGGAAAGAGAGGCUCUCAUGUCUGAACUCAAAAUGAUGACCCACCUGGGCAGCCACGAGAAUAUUGUGAAUCUGCUGGGGGCGUGCACCCUGUCAGGACCAAUUUACUUGAUUUUUGAAUAUUGUUGCUAUGGCGACCUUCUCAACUAUCUAAGAAGUAAAAGAGAAAAAUUUCAUAGGACGUGGACGGAGAUUUUCAAGGAACAUAAUUUCAGUUUUUAUCCCACUUUCCAAUCACCCCCUAAUUCCAGUAUGCCUGGUUCAAGAGAAGUCCAAAUACACCCGGACUCAGAUCCUGUCUCAGGGUUCAAUGGGAAUUCAUUUCAAUCCGAAGAUGAAAUUGAAUACGAAAACCAAAAAAGGCUGGAGGAAGAAGAGGACUUGAAUGUACUUACCUUUGAAGAUCUUCUUUGCUUUGCAUAUCAAGUGGCCAAAGGAAUGGAAUUUCUGGAAUUUAAGUCGUGUGUUCACAGAGACCUGGCAGCCAGGAAUGUCCUUGUGACCCACGGGAAGGUGGUGAAGAUCGGUGAUUUUGGACUGGCUCGGGACAUCAUGAGCGAUUCCAACUACGUGAUCAGAGGCAAUGCCCGUCUGCCUGUGAAGUGGAUGGCUCCUGAAAGCUUGUUUGAGGGAAUCUACACAAUUAAGAGCGAUGUCUGGUCAUACGGAAUAUUACUCUGGGAAAUAUUCUCGCUUGGUGUCAAUCCUUACCCCGGGAUUCCAGCUGAUGCUAACUUCUACAAACUCAUCCAGAGUGGAUUUAAAAUGGAUCAGCCAUUCUAUGCCACGGAAGAAAUAUACUUUAUAAUGCAAUCCUGCUGGGCUUUUGACUCAAGGAAACGGCCAUCCUUUCCUAACCUGACUUCAUUUUUAGGAUGUCAGCUGGCAGAUGCGGAAGAAGCGUACCGCCUGAUGGAGUUAGAGGAACCAUCCCCUAGACCAAAUGAACAAAGGAACCUGGAACCCCCAAUACCUCGGUUCAAAUCUUGGCUCCGUUGUUUGCUUCUGAUAUGAGUUAAUUAAGUCACUUAAUCUUUGGGGGAGGGAUGGUCUCAGUUUCCUUACCUGAAAUAUGGAAUUAACAAAUCUUUGUGGAUUUGUAAGGAGUAAAUAAGGUGAUGUAUGUGAAAAGACUUAGCACCUGGGGAACACUUAGCAGGUGAUAAAUGUUAGUUAAAUAUGAAUCUGAGUCUUUAAAUGGAUCGUCCGUCCUCUUUUUCUACAUUAUGAGGAGUCCAUUUUCAAUUCUGUAGUCUUUCCAGAGACCUGUGAGGGUGGUACGUGUCUUCUCCUCCUGUUAUGAUUUUGUUUUUAAUCACAUAUGGAAAUUCAGUAUUGUCGGGGAAUUAGGACAAAAAGGAGAGAUGGAAAGCCCCCAGGGGACUCAGGCUACAGAGCGGAUGACUUGUAAACAGUUAAGGACACUGUAAAAUAAACCGAAAGCAGAGUUUUAGAGAAAAACAAGUAAUGAGUAAUUUUUACUUGCUGGGCAGUUGGGUGUGGCUC